Molecule: messenger RNA, 6705 nt
Organism: Mytilus trossulus (common blue mussel)
Lineage: Eukaryota; Metazoa; Mollusca; Bivalvia; Mytilida; Mytilidae
Product: serine/threonine-protein kinase PAK 5-like
Exons: 10
Coding region: 248-2158 (636 amino acids)
Biological process (GO): regulation of MAPK cascade; protein phosphorylation; intracellular signal transduction
Cellular component (GO): cytoplasm
Molecular function (GO): ATP binding; protein serine/threonine kinase activity
Source: RefSeq, a predicted model, not a curated record
CCCGGAUGUUCAGGUUGACAAUAAUGGCGUCAAGGGAAGCGUAUUAUUUUUGACCAAACUUUUACCUUUAACCGACACUGGAAACAAUUUAGAGAGAUCAAGUUGACUUUACAAGCUAUAAAAAUCAACUUUAAUUUGUUAUGAAUGUGUUUUAACGGUGCAAAACACUUGGAAAUAAGUUCAUACCUGUGGAUUUUACAGGUGUCUUCUUCUAAUGAUUAGUUUGGCAGCACAGAGAUAGGAAAUCAUGUUUAAGAAAGGAAAAAGGAGACCAGAAAUAUCUAAGCCCAGUAACUUUGAACAUCGUGUCCAUACUGGAUUCGAUAGGGACCAGGGGAAGUAUGUGGGACUCCCUCCACAAUGGACAGGGAUUAUUAUUCCAGAGGAGAACGAUCGGAGGAAACCAAUUGUUGAUGCCUCUAGGAUCACACAUACUGAAAUUCAGCCAUUAAAGACAAUCAUUGGUGAACAAAGACAUAUGAAUGGAUAUAAUCCUGAUGUUAGGUCAGUAACUGUUGCACGUUCAAAUUCAUUACGCAGAGCAAGUCCUCCACAACAAAGACGUUAUGUUCAAGAAUAUCCUCCUCUCCAGGAGGAUGAGCCAUCUCCUCAUGAUAGGUCAUAUCAAAGUAGAGGUGGUCCCCCUCAGUAUGACCGAGACCAGGAGCGAUUUAGGGGAGAUCCACGGCAAGAGCCUAGAGAUUAUAACCGUUAUCCAACAAAUGACCCUCGAAGGGAAAUGAGAGAUCCUCGUGAUAGACAGGAUCCAAGGGACAUUCACAGAGAUCCAAGGGAUCAUCGAGACCAUAGGGACCCUCGUGAUUAUAGGGAGUAUCCUCCCGAUCAAAGAGACGGACCUCCUUUCCGUGAUGGGACAUUGGACCGAAGAUCUGAGGACCUUAACAGGAGUCAUAAUAGUUCAUUUGAUAAUAGAGACAUCCACCAUCCAAAACACAAUCAACCUCAUUUUGAUGGACGAGGUCCACAGUUUCCAUAUGAUGAUUAUAAACAAAACAAUCAGAUGCCUAUGAAUGGAAAUUCUAUGCAUCCUCCCGAAAGAUCACCUCGUCAUCACGGAGGACCAGAUUCACCGCCUCAUGGACCUCCUAAAAAUGGAGCAGGAUUACAGUAUGAUCGGGGUGGAGCCAAACCUUCCAACUUGCAAGUUUCACAGAAUAAUUAUUCUCCGACACCAAAAAUGCAGCCACCACCGAAAUCCCCCAACAAUACUGCACCGCCGCCUGGGUCCAUACAGGAGCAGCAGAGGCUUUCACAUGAGCAGUUCCGAGCAGCAUUACAAAUGGUGGUUAGUCCAGGCGAUCCAAGAGAUAACUUGGAAAACUUCAUAAAAAUAGGAGAGGGAUCAACAGGCAUUGUGUGUAUAUGUACAUCUAAAACAACGGGUCAAAAUGUCGCAGUGAAAAAGAUGGAUCUGCGGAAACAACAGAGGAGAGAGUUGUUAUUUAAUGAGGUUGUUAUCAUGAGGGAUUAUCACCAUCCAAAUAUUGUAGAUAUGUACGACAGUUUCCUGGUUGGCGAUGAAUUAUGGGUAGUAAUGGAGUUCCUUGAAGGAGGAGCUCUAACUGAUAUUGUAGUCACACAGAACAGGAUGGAUGAACACCAGAUUGCCACUGUGUGUAAAGCCUGUCUGAAAGCCUUAGAUUUCCUACAUAGAAAUGGUGUUAUACAUAGAGAUAUUAAAUCAGAUUCAAUAUUACUGGCUCAUGAUGGAAGGGUUAAAUUAUCUGAUUUUGGUUUUUGUGCACAAGUCACGCCAGAACUACGCCAAAGAAAGUCAUUGGUAGGAACACCUUAUUGGAUGGCUCCAGAGGUCAUUUCAAGGUUACCGUAUGGUCCUGAGGUGGAUAUCUGGUCAUUGGGUAUAAUGGUGAUAGAAAUGAUAGAUGGUGAACCACCAUUUUUCAACGAGCCACCACUUCAAGCUAUGCGUAGAAUAAGAGAUAUGCCUCCACCAAAACUUAAGAAUGGAAAUCGGGUUUCACCAAGAUUACAAGGUUUCUUAGAAAAAAUGUUGGUGCGAGAUCCUAUGCAGAGAGCAACAGCAUCCGAGUUAUUAGAGCAUCCAUUCUUAAGAGGAGCAGAAAAACCGUCUUGCCUUGUGCCACUAAUGAGAAGUUUCAGACAUAGUCCAUGCUGAGGGGAAAAAAUAUAUAAAUGAUAUUUAAGUGCUAGUUAUACACGGAUUGUGAAAGCAUGGCAUUCCACAGUAAUCUGGAUCAUAUAUAUCUGGAUUGUUAUUUCGUUGUUGAACAGACCAUUGAAUACGGACAGGCAUAUAGCACAUAUAAGGAAAGAAAAAUUGGCAAUGAAUGAUGGAACAUAACAGACAUGCAGCAUGGAAGAACAGUGUUUACAGCAAAAUUCUUAUAUCAAAAACUUCACACUUAAAAGAUUUGAUAUGAGCUGGUAUUUGUGAUUUUGUAAGAAUGUUUGACUCGCACACAAAGGUUGUAUGGAUUGUUAAGUUUUAAACUAGAUUUGAUGCUUAUCAUUUUAAAACAUUUUCUUCAAGUUUAGAGAAUUUAUAAGAAAUUAUCAAAGUGUUGUGCAUACUGUGUGAAAGGAUGGGCAUGUGAUUGUUUACAUUCAUGAGAGUCAUGAGUUUGUCCCUAGAUAGUGUUUAUUUAUCAUUGCCGUUAGGUUGUUUUGUUUGUUUAGUUAAUUGCCGUGUAAUAAAUCAUGUAUUAUUAAUAGUCAAAAUAUCAUGAAUAAUAUAAAAGUAAUAAGCCAGUUAUGUAUAUUUUUUUGUUUUUGUUUUUUGCUAUAAAUGUGAAUUAUAGUCCAUCUUAACAUUAUAUACAUGUACCAUAUAUUGCAUUUGCUGUAAGCUGAAUGUGUUAAGUAUCCAUUCUUCAUAGACAACUGAGAACUGAGACUGAUUCACAUUCCAUACAUUACCAUGAUAUAAUUCACUGUUUCAGAAUCUAAUGCAUUCUGGGUAAAAUUUUCAAAAUCCUUCACCAAAACAUUUUGAUUGGUUCAAAAUGUUCUAAACAAAAGAAAUUCAACCAACGACUUAACAUUAUUUUCAUUUUGGUGUAUAAACAAUGAGAUUACCCAUAGUCCUUUAGAUUCUGAAAAGGCGAAUUGACCCUUUUUUAACUUUUUUUUGAAGAAUAGAAUAUUAUUGAAAUUAGUAUAAUUAUUGUUAGACCACCAAGAAACAAUGUAUGGAGAUACCUUAUAUUUACAAUUUUAGAGGGUACCCCCCAAUGUCACCAUCGGACAUUAUAUAUUGAACAGGUUGUUGUUUGUAUAUUUCCAUACAUACAUUUUUAUACUGUCAUGGGCAUUGCUAUAACUCGAAAUAAUGAUCUGUGUUUUCAAUACAUGCAAUCUUUACUGGAAAUGAAUGAUAAUUAGGGGUUCAGUAAAGGGAAUCUUUACUAGAAAUGAAUGCUUAUUAGGGUUUCAGUAAAGGGAAUCUGUACUUACAUUUACCAUUGCUUUUAUCAUGUUAUUAGCCGUAAAGGUAUAUAUUGUUAACUUUUAUAUGAUAUUAUAUAUAUACAGACUUUAUAUAAUGUACAUAUCAAACCCUAUAUAUAUGUUAUAUAGGAAUGCAUGGUUGUUCUCAUAUUUAUAAAUUUUAAAUUAUAUUUUUCAUCAAAUAAAUGGUUGUUUUUUUAAGAGUUUGAAUUUAUAACUUUUAUAUUUUAACGAUAAUUUCUGUGAUUAUUUGUAAAUAAAUAGAAACUAAUAGUUUAGUGAGAGCUUGUAGAACAAAUAUUAUUUUGAAAUACUAACUUUUCUUUUUUUCUUUGUAGUAUACGUUAAGCCUAACUAUGGUUGCAUUUAUUUAUUAUUUAUAAGAGUAAAACUUUUGAUUUAUUAAGAAUAUGUUUUCCUCAAAUGUAAAUGAAGUACCAGUUUCUCAAGCUUUCAAGAAUUUUUCUAAGCAUUGUACCAAGUUUGGUGAUGGGUGAUUUGGUCUCUGUUUUGGCAACAAGAUUUUUUAUUAUUAUACUGUCAAACACAGAAACAGGUCAUUAAAUCUCAUUUAUCACUUUGUUUAAGUAAGUUGAAGAUUUUUUCUUUUCCUGCCAUACUUUGUACCGCAAAUAAGAUUUUUUCUUAUGCAGUUAGUUAUUUGUAGCCAUAAGAACAAAUAGCAUGGAUUGAAUUUGAAAGGGGAGGUCAUUCAUUGUAGUUCAACAAAAUCAUCAAUUUCUGAUCUUAUUUCCCACAAGUCGAAUUCCACAGCAAGUUUUUUUUUUUUUUUUUUUAAGUUUCCCUAUUGAAAUCUAGUGUAAUAAACAUAUAUUUUGAUAAAACAUGAAUUAUCGUUUAUAAGAAUGCCUGAAGAAAUGAAAUUUUAUCUAAUUAAAUAAUAUCAAAACAUUGUGAAUUCAUUUAAGCAAAUGUUGUUUUUUUUAUUUUAAGAAUUAUUGACAGUAUUUUAAACAUUCGAUAUAAACAUUGAUGCAGCCAGUUGUAAAAUACAUAUAUUGUAUAAUUUCAUCUGUAAUAAAAAAUAUGAAUGUGGCAUAAUUUUCUAGCGUGAUGCUCAAUUCAUUCCUUCAAAUUAUCAAACAGUGGCACUAACAUUCAUGUAUCAAGAAAUAAGUUUUAAAUGAUAUAUAUAUUGGCUGUAGGACAUGUUUGUGUAUGCGUGUGUGUGUGUGUAAACUUUUUGGUGCAAACUUUAGCAUGACACGAUAAUUUUAUACACAAGAUGACAAAUUAGUUGGCAUUGCAUUUAUCUGUGGUGUGCCAUAUCAUUUCAUAUCAAGAUUUCAGUAUUAAAAAUCGUCAUUUGUAGUACAAGACAUCCAUGCCCUUAGCAACGAUAUGUUUUGUUUAAACAUUUUGUCCUUUUGAACAAUAAACUUUGAUAACACUUAAAAGGCAUGUUGUCUGUCUUGGGGCAGAAUUGUUCUUGUUAAAGCCAUAUCAUUCGACUAUCUAGAUAGGACUAGGGGUUUACAGGCUUAUUUUUGGUAUUUUGAAAACAAAUUUGAAGAAAAAGGUGGUAUUCUAAUUUUUCAACCCAUGAAAAUGUAAAACUUAAAGGUGAUAGAUUUAAAGAAAAAGUUCUAAAGUAGUGCAACACAUAGUCAUGUUACCUGAAAACUCUAGUUUGAUUUCUUUUGUUACUUUGUCAAUGCUUUUUAAAGGGACAUACCAGAUAUAUUAUAUUUGUUUUGACUAACUUGUAUGUAAAAAAGAUAAGAGAUAAUGAAUGAAAAGGCAAAGUUUGGUCUAUCUUAUUUCAAUUGAAGGUCAAUGCUUGGCAUGCCUCCAUUUGCUUAUGAAAACUGAUUUUUUAAGAUUGUCAGAUGAAUAUUAAAAUGGUGUUUACAUGCUUUUUACAAAGCUUAAACUUGUAUAUUCUGUUUUACAAAAUUCAUAAUUCUGUAACAUUGCCGGUACUUAGAAAUACUUGUCUCUCCAUCAAAAUAUGUGUUUAAAAAUCAUUAAAUCUGUUAUUCAUAAUGUAGUGCCAAGUGAUGCCUAGUUUUGCACACAAGAAUAUCAAUUUACAUUCUCACAGAAUUAAAAAGUCAUUUUAUUUCAUAGAAACUAAGUCAGUUAGAAUAAAAACUUCAACCAGAAAGUUGAAAAAAUUAAAUUGUCAUAAAACACGUCUAUUUGUACAGGAUUUUUUUCAAGAAACUUGUGGCUCUUUUCCCGAACAAUCAAAGUAUAAAAAUACUUGUAAGGCAUUAUAGCAUGUAUGUAUGACUUACAGUGUAUUUUAAUUGUGAUAUUAUCAGUGAAAAGAAUCGCAGGUACGGUUCCACAUCCCUAGUUUAUUUGUUUCAUAUUUUCACAAUUUUUAUAUAGAAACAUGUGAAUUUUGGGAUUGAAUUUUUGCAGAUCAAUUAAAGGUGAAAAUUAGAUACCUGUAUGCCUCAAUUAUUUACCAGCUAACCUGAAGUGAUAGAACAUUUUUCACAUUCCAUAGACAAAUAGUUUUAAAUAUUGGUUUUCUAAACAAUAGCAUACAUUCAUCAAUGGUAGUUUUGAUAUCAAAUCAGUUUAAUCAUAAAAUAAACUGAAUAAUGAUUAAAAAUGUCUAUUUUACCACAUCAAAGAUGUGCCACAUACUUUUGAUAGUUGGACCACUUUUCUUCAGGCUUUUUUGAGAAGCCAGGUAGUUGCCAAAAAGGUUAUAAAUUAUCCAAAAUAAAUAACCUUUCAAAAUGUGUAUUUUUCAUCCUGGAAAUUCAGAUGCUUAGAAGGUUGCUUUGGGCACUAGAACAUGAAACAUUUCUUUUAUGUAUAAACUGGAUUGUGAAAACAAAUUAUUUUAUUAACACAACAUAUCAUUUUAUACACUUAAGAUUAUGAAUAUUUUAGAUAUUAUUACACUUGAUAACAUAAGAAACUUUAGUUUUUUCUUUUCAUGGAAAAAUGUUAAUUAAUAUAAAUUUUAUAAAAAAAUAUUGUGAUAUCAGGAAACUUAUGUAAGGCAUUAAUUUUACAACAGGAAAAGACGUGUUUUUUAUACCCAAAAUAUGAAAUUACAUUGAAUAAUCUAGAAAUUUUCAAUUUAAGGUGACACAGUAUACUACUACUAGGAAAAUUUAUACAUUCUGGAUGAAUAAGUUAAUAUUAACAUACAGUAGUCUCUUUAUGACUUGUACAUUUUUGUAAAUUCUUUUUAUAAUGCUGUAAAUAUAUUGCUACUAAAACUUUACAGAUUGGUAAAGGAAAUAAAAUAAAAUAUAUCUUUUACAU